This is a messenger RNA of Dacryopinax primogenitus, 2808 nucleotides long. RefSeq lists its product as uncharacterized. The transcript is spliced from 6 exons. Gene Ontology annotation, biological process: regulation of transcription by RNA polymerase II. The coding region runs from base 1 to 2808 and encodes 935 amino acids. The record is from RefSeq and is a predicted model, not a curated record. Gene Ontology annotation, cellular component: SAGA complex. Gene Ontology annotation, molecular function: transcription coregulator activity. Lineage: Eukaryota; Fungi; Basidiomycota; Dacrymycetes; Dacrymycetales; Dacrymycetaceae.
AUGGCUUCAUUGGCUUGCUAUAAUCCAGCAAAAGCGACAAAAAACUUGUUGUCAAAGUACGAAAAGUCGCCGCCCUCCCUCUCUAUCCACCUCUAUCCUUCGCAUUGGACCCUCGGAGAGUCCAAGCCAUUAUCGUACAGCAGCGCGCUUAGUUCGCUGCUGAAGAGCGUACAUGAUCGGAUUCUUCCCAUCGACCUAUUACCCGUGUUUGAAGAUAGGAAAGUGCCGUUCUACGAAGGAUGUAUGAUUGUUGAAGUCUGCAAGCACGCGAAUGACCCCAAUGCUCAGCCCAAGAAUCCCGAUGAGAAGCCAGCAAAAAAGGAUGUGGCCCGAGAUCGACGAGUGCUUUGGCCCACAUCCGAGUCUCUGUUCCUCGAUAUCGCAAACAUCAAUGGAAAAAAUGGAUCCAACAUGUCCGAUAUGGACGCUCUGAACAUUGAGUCCAGCAUACUGCUGGCAACGGCUCCUCCUCUUUGUUUAACGCCAGACCCGAUUGUGUCUCGUAUUGCAAAUGCGUUACUCAUCGCAGGUCACAUUGAAGGCUCCGGUAAGACACUCUCGUUGGGAACCAAGCGCAAACGUCUCGGAGAUAGCACUGAGGAUGUUGCGCUACGGGAGAAACGGGCGAAGCUGCUUUCUGUAAUGGAUCCGAGGGCUGGAAAGCCGGCUGUGCCCCGAGGGACAUCUCGGUUUGAGCUCAUGCUCAAAGCGAGGGACCGGAAGGCAAGUGAAGCAACUACCACUGCCCAGCAGGCUGUUCCUGCACAACACCCGAUUAUUCCAGCACCGCAAGCACCGGCUCCUCCUGUCUCUCAACCACCUCUCCCUUCCGGCGCGGUAGAUAUGGUGGAUAAGUCUGGACUGAAGAAGAAAAUACCGCCAAAGCCGAAGAAGGCCCCAUCAGUCCCAAAGUCAGAACUGCAGCAGGGAUUUUUGGGCCUCGCUUUACCCAUACAAGCCAAACCACCCGAUCAAUCCAGUGGUGGCCCCGCCCCUCCUCCGCCCAUCAAUACCAAUGUUCGGGCACCGUCUGUUGCCACCACGAUAUCUGCUGGUCCGUCUGCUACUCCAGCAAGCGCGACCUCAAAGAAGAAGAUAAAUAUGCGCCCUGGUCCCGCGAGGCCAGUUGUUCCUAUCUCUCAGACGGCGGCGGCGGCAGCAGCAGCCGCUGUUGGUUCUUCAAUCGCCGCAAGGCCGGGCUCCAGCGUUGCCCCGAGUCCUUCCCCAGCAUCCUCGAAUGUCCCGCUUGCUGCCUUGGCACAGAACGCUGCCACGAACCAGGGUCCGAAGAAGAAGGCAAAAGUAACCGUGCAAGUCAAUCGUGGCCCUUCGCAACCUGCCACUGGACCGAGCACCGUACCAUCUACACAGACAUCGCCGCAGUCCGGACUCGCGGCAAGUGGGGCUCCUUCUAUGCCCGACGCGGCCGCCACCCACAUGCCGCACUUGAAUAUGGGCGUGCCUGCGGCUUUCGCUGCUCUCAACCCACAACAUCCUUACUACAUGCAAGCUCUCGCGAACGCCAGCCAGCAGCAUCUAGGCAACAUUGUGAACCCCGCGAGUUUGCAGAACAUGGCAGCUUUGGCGAAUAUGAGACAACCCCCCAGUCAGACAAUGCUAAAUACACAAGCUGGCAUUGUGAAUACGUCCGCAGCCAUGCAGCAGAGUUCAUAUGUCAAUCGGGCAAUGUCUCAGGGCAAUCCACAACGUACAGGUGGAGGUGCUGGGAAUGGGCAGAUCUCAGACGAACUGCUGAACCGUGCGGCCCUGGCCUAUCUGCAAGAGUCACAGGGUUUGACAAGCUUGACGGAUACCGAAAAGGCAGGGUUCACCGCCGUGUUGCGCAAUGCUCAGGCGCAGGGUGACCCUCGACUCGGUCGGGCUCUCAUGUUGGGGAAGCAGGCCAUGGCACAUGCUGCUAGCCAGAAUCGCGGUGUGGCUGAAGGAUCGCAGCAACAAGCCCUGGCACAGCUCCAACAACCUCAGCCUCAACCUGCCAGCCACAUGCCUGGUCAGCAGAGGGUGUCAACACCGGCAGAGCAGCACCAACGCGGACCCACGCCUACAAUUUCGCCACAUCAGGCCACCCCAAGCAUGCAGGUCCAACAGAUGCCUACGCCAGUACUUCAGGGACAGCGCGUCGCAACACCAGCCUCGCAGACUGCGUCGACGCCCGCAUUGAUGCCUGCAGCUGCCCAGCUCAAUCCUCGUGUCGUUCCCAAUACUCAGCAGCAACAGCGUAUGCAGCAGGUCCAGGCUCAACAAGCUCGCCUUGGUGUUCCUGGACAGAUUGCUAUCAGUGGUCAACAAGGCAGGGUGACUCCCAACCCCCAAAUAGGGUCCACGCCUCGGAUGACACAAUGGUCUCAGCAGCAACUUCAAUACCAGAUGCAGCUCCAACAAGCGCAGCAACAGCAACAGCAACAGCAAUUUGUCCAGCAGCAGGUAGUUCAGCAACAACAACAGCAACGGCAGCAACGGCAACAGCAGCACCUACAACUGCCAGCGCUCGCCACGAUUGUCAAUGACAAUCCGCUCGUUUUGCCCCAAGUCUUAUCAAAGAUCCCGGUGCCUAACAGAGCAGCAUUCAUUCAGAGGCUGCUACCCCAGGUGCAGAACCAGGCGCAGCAGUUCCUCCUUGCCCAAGCUGCCGCUGCGGCACAGUUUCAGCAACAACAACAGCAGCAACAGCAGCAGCAACAACAGCAACCAUUUCCCACCUUCCCACAGGGUCAGCAGGGUCAACAACUGCAAUGGCCGACAGGAUAUCCAACGAGUGGUGUGUGGCCACAGCAGGGACAACAGUGA